GUAUUAUAAAUUCUUUGUGCAAUGCCUCGAAAUUUCAGAUUGCUGGAGGAGCUUGAGCGUGGAGAAAAAGGUAUUGGAGAUGGUACUGUCAGCUAUGGAAUGGAUGAUGGAGAUGACAUUUACAUGCUCUCAUGGACUGGCUCGAUUAUUGGUCCUCAUAAUACUGUACAUGAAUGUCAAAUCUAUCAGCUGAAGUUGUUCUGUGAUAAAGAUUAUCCUGAGAAGCCUCCAAGUGUUCGUUUUCAUUCAAGGAUAAACAUGACUUGUGUUAACCAUGAAACUGGAGUGGUGGAACCAAAGAAGUUUGGACUUCUUGCAAAUUGGCAGAGGGAGUAUACCAUGGAGGAUUUACUGACACAGCUGAAAAAGGAGAUGGCAGGCCCACAUAACCGAAAGCUGGUCCAACCUCCCGAGAGUACCUACUUCUAGCUCUCAAGAUUUUAGUUGUCCUGGAUCUAAUUGCAUUUCCGGUACGCAAUAUAUAGUUUGCAAUGCUUGUUGAUCUUAAAGAAAAUAUUGGGGAAUGCCCCAAGAAGCAUCUCCAAUUACCUUUCCUUGGCUUCAUUUUCAUUAUCUUUUCUUAUCUAACUCUGUUGAAGGGAUGUUGUUUGAUUAAUGGGACUUUAUC
Molecule: messenger RNA, 628 nt
Organism: Hibiscus syriacus
Lineage: Eukaryota; Viridiplantae; Streptophyta; Magnoliopsida; Malvales; Malvaceae
Product: ubiquitin-conjugating enzyme E2 variant 1C-like
Exons: 3
Coding region: 22-429 (135 amino acids)
Biological process (GO): DNA damage tolerance; protein K63-linked ubiquitination
Cellular component (GO): nucleus
Source: RefSeq, a predicted model, not a curated record